Molecule: messenger RNA, 1532 nt
Organism: Fundulus heteroclitus (mummichog)
Lineage: Eukaryota; Metazoa; Chordata; Actinopteri; Cyprinodontiformes; Fundulidae
Gene: selenos
Product: selenoprotein S
Exons: 6
Coding region: 157-726 (189 amino acids)
Biological process (GO): retrograde protein transport, ER to cytosol; endoplasmic reticulum unfolded protein response
Cellular component (GO): endoplasmic reticulum membrane; Derlin-1 retrotranslocation complex; Derlin-1-VIMP complex
Source: RefSeq, a predicted model, not a curated record
CCUGCGAAAACAAACACGUCACCGUGAAUCUUCUGGACAGAGCGGCCGGUUUCUGGUCUUAGGUCGGUUUGCUGUGAACCCACUGAGGUGGAGCUGGAGCCUCUGGCUGAUCUGGGCCUUUAAUACCGCGGAGGCUGUUUGUAGCGGCCGGAUAAAAUGGAUGACGUGGAAAUAACAGAUGUCGACGACGACAACUCUCCCCGCCAGGUUCCCCUGAAGAACCCGGACCUCAGUCCGCUGAGCUUCUCUGCAGCGGAGUUCCUGUCCCUGUAUGGGUGGCACCUGCUGGCUCUCAGCCUCGCAGUCUUCGUGCUCAUCCAGCAGCUCAGGAAGAGGAGAUCCGACCGGAACCGACGGGAGUCCGUCCUACAGACAAUGCAAGAUGCAUCUCUAGUGGCAAAAAGACAGGAGGCCAUGGAAGCAGCUCGGCGAAAGAUGCAGGAGGAGCUGGACGCCAAAGCUGCCAUCUUUAAGGAGAAACAGAGACAGCAAGAAGAGGAGAAGAGAAGGCAGAAGAUCGAGGACUGGGAGAACAUGAAGCAGGGGAAGAGCUCCAAAGGAAACAAACUGUCUGAGGGCACCGAGGAGGCCGGCUCAUCGUCUGCUGCGCUGAAGCCGAAGACGGACAAGAAGCCGCUGCGCAGUGACGGCUACAAUCCUCUGAUGGGACCAGGAGGCUCCUGCACCUGGAGGCCGGGGAGGAGGGGCCCGUCAGCAGGUGGAUGAGGUUAAACGCUGGAGGUGCUCUGACCACCUCCGGCGUAACGUGCACGCUGACUGCCUGGACCAAGCUGCCAGUGACACAGAGCCCAUGCUUUUACAUCACCGCUUAAACUUCUGCUCUAGAGACGUGAGCACAUCCAUUUAGAAAACCACACAUCAGAAGGUGACUCCGUCCCACUCUCUGAACCCAGAACUGGUUCUCCUUCGCUCAGGCUGGAGAACCUGAUUAUACGGUAGUCAAAAAUCAAACCAAAGCGAUCCUUUUACUGUCCAUUAUUGUCACAAUAUCUUCCUGCUUCGGGCCCUAAAUGUUUAAUAUUUGACAUAAACUUACAUUAUUUCAGAAGGAGCAUUGGAUGAUGAGCUUCAAACGAACGGAUGUGUUAAUGGGUGUACACGCUCACUGGAGUUGAAGUUUUUUUGUUCUGUAUCAGGUCCCACUCUCUCCUGCUAAGAUACCAGGUUUGACAGGUUUUGGGCUAAACUGUGUAACUGAAAGCUUGACAUGAAGCCGUUCCUUGAAAUGGUCUCCAACCAGGAGGUUUGGCUGAUUCUUCCACAGUCAGUGUGCUUUUUCAUGGAUUUCAUUUUGUAUUUCUGAAGGUUUUGAGUUAAGCUCCUAGCAGCAGCUGUAUCUGGUGAUCACUCUGUACAUUCUGACUUUAUGGAUCUGAACAAGUGUAAGGACUUGUCUGUUUCUCUGCUUAACUUAAUGCAAUAAAGACUGUCACUGGGAGUGUAAGUUUGAUCUAUAACUGAUAUAAACUGUACGUUUAUAAAGCCAUGUGAAUGUUCAUUGUGAAGGGAAA